CCGCUACGGGUGGUGCAGGCAAGCCGCGCGGUUGCUCAGGCCUCUCUCCGCUUCCAGCCGUUCGCACCUGCUGCCUGCACCUGCUGCCCAGCCCGCCGCAGCCCGGCCUCAGCAUGACGGACCGCGCGGCCUUCGACACAGAUAUUGUCACCCUGACCCGCUUCGUAAUGGAGGAGGGCAGGAAGGCCCGCGGCACAGGCGAGAUGACCCAGCUGCUCAACUCACUCUGUACUGCGGUUAAAGCCAUCUCCACCGCCGUGCGCAAAGCUGGCAUUGCGCACCUCUAUGGAAUUGCUGGCUCUACCAACGUGACAGGUGAUCAAGUGAAGAAGCUGGAUGUCCUCUCCAAUGACCUGGUUGUUAACAUGUUAAAGUCAUCCUUUGCCACCUGUGUUCUUGUGUCAGAAGAAGAUAAGCAUGCCAUUAUAGUAGAGCCCGAAAAAAGGGGCAAAUAUGUGGUCUGUUUUGAUCCCCUCGAUGGAUCUUCCAAUAUUGACUGCCUUGUGUCCAUUGGAACAAUUUUUGGCAUCUACAAAAAGAGUUCAGCUGAUGAGCCUUCUGAGAAGGAUGCUUUGCAGCCAGGCAGGAACCUGGUGGCUGCUGGCUACGCCCUGUAUGGCAGUGCCACCAUGUUGGUCCUGGCCAUGGCAAAUGGCGUCAAUUGCUUCAUGCUGGACCCGGCCAUUGGAGAGUUCAUUUUGGUGGACAAGGAUGUGAAAAUCAAAAAGAAAGGGAAUAUAUUCAGCCUCAAUGAGGGCUAUGCCAAGGAAUUUGACCCUGCGGUCUCUGAGUAUGUCCAGAGGAAGAAGUUCCCCCUGGACAACACAGCGCCCUAUGGUGCCAGGUAUGUGGGCUCCAUGGUGGCUGAUGUCCACCGCACCCUGGUCUACGGAGGGAUCUUUCUGUACCCAGCUAAUAAGAAGAGCCCCAAUGGAAAGUUGAGACUGCUAUACGAAUGUAACCCAAUGGCCUAUGUCAUGGAGAAGGCUGGAGGAUUGGCUACCACUGGGAAGGAAGCUGUACUGGACAUUGUUCCCACCGAGAUCCACCAGAGGGCGCCAAUCAUCUUGGGGUCGCCUGAAGACGUGAAUGAGUUCCUGGAGAUCUAUAAGAAGCAUGCUGCCAAAUGAAGAAGUGACUUGCCCACACCAGAAAGAAGUGCCAUUUACCUGGACCUUUGUCUCACACGGUGCUACCUGUUUCUGACUGCGCCAUCAUACAUUCCUAAACAGCAGAAAUAAAAAGCAUGGAUAUUUUCACCGUCAAA
Molecule: messenger RNA, 1267 nt
Organism: Suricata suricatta (meerkat)
Lineage: Eukaryota; Metazoa; Chordata; Mammalia; Carnivora; Herpestidae
Gene: FBP1
Product: fructose-bisphosphatase 1
Exons: 7
Coding region: 114-1130 (338 amino acids)
Biological process (GO): fructose 1,6-bisphosphate metabolic process; fructose 6-phosphate metabolic process; fructose metabolic process
Cellular component (GO): cytosol; cytoplasm
Molecular function (GO): fructose 1,6-bisphosphate 1-phosphatase activity
Source: RefSeq, a predicted model, not a curated record